CGCAGUGCCCUCCGCGGGCCCGGCUCUAGGCGGGCCGGAGGAUGAGCCAGCAGCCGGCGGGGAAGAUGUCGGCGGCUCCCCUGGCGGCCGAGGCGCUGGAGCCGGCGGCGGGGAUGCUCGAGGGCCGCCAGAGGAAGCUGGAGUCCAUGAUCCGCGACCCGCGCUCCCCGGUCAACGUGGAGAGCCUGCUGGAUGGCUUGAAUUCUUUGGUCCUUGAUUUGGAUUAUCCAGCGCUGAGGAAGAACAAGAACAUUGAUAAUUUUUUAAAUAGAUAUGAAAAGAUUGUGGAAAAAAUCCGAGCUUUACAGAUGAAAGCUGAAGACUAUGAUGUUGUUAAGGUGAUUGGAAGAGGGGCUUUUGGAGAAGUGCAGCUGGUUCGCCAUAAAAUGACACAGAAGGUUUAUGCAAUGAAACUCCUUAGUAAAUUUGAAAUGAUCAAGAGAUCAGAUUCAGCCUUUUUCUGGGAAGAAAGAGAUAUCAUGGCCUUUGCCAACAGCCCGUGGGUGGUUCAGCUAUUUUGUGCCUUUCAAGAUGACAAAUAUUUGUACAUGGUAAUGGAAUACAUGCCAGGUGGAGAUCUUGUAAACCUUAUGAGCAAUUACGAUGUGCCUGAGAAAUGGGCCAAGUUCUACACAGCUGAAGUUGUUCUUGCUCUUGAUGCAAUUCACUCCAUGGGCUUGAUACACAGAGAUGUGAAGCCUGACAAUAUGCUUUUAGAUAAGUAUGGGCAUCUGAAGCUGGCAGAUUUUGGCACUUGCAUGAAAAUGGAUGAAACAGGAAUGGUGCGUUGCGACACGGCCGUGGGGACUCCCGACUACAUCUCGCCCGAAGUCCUGAAAUCGCAGGGGGGUGAUGGCUACUAUGGACGGGAAUGUGACUGGUGGUCUGUAGGGGUUUUCCUUUUUGAGAUGUUAGUUGGCGAUACUCCUUUUUAUGCAGACUCACUAGUAGGAACAUACAGUAAAAUUAUGGAUCAUAAGAACUCAUUGCAUUUCCCUGAUGAUGUGGAAAUCUCUAAGCAUGCAAAGAACCUUAUCUGUGCCUUUUUAACUGAUAGGGAUGUGCGACUUGGGAGAAAUGGAGUUGAAGAAAUAAAGCAUCACCCUUUCUUCAGAAGUGAUCAGUGGAACUGGGACAACAUUCGAGAGACUGCUGCUCCUGUUGUUCCUGAGCUUAGCAGUGAUAUAGAUAGCAGUAAUUUUGAUGACAUUGAGGAUGACAAGGGAGACGUGGAAACCUUUCCAAUCCCCAAAGCCUUCGUGGGAAACCAGCUGCCUUUCAUAGGAUUUACCUAUUACAGAGACAAUUUGUUGCUAAGUGACUCCUCUCAGUCUUGCAGAGAAAAUGAAUCUGUGCAAUCUAGUAAAAAUGAGGACAGCAAAGAGAAAAUGCUAUCCAAAAACAUCUGCACCAGUGGAAAGUCUCUGGCUACAGAGCACAGCAAAGGGCCGUUUCAGAAAAAACUAAGCAAGCUAGAAGAACAGCUCAGUAAUGAAUUACAAGCCAAAGAUGAACUAGAACAGAAGUACAGGUCUACAAGUGUUCGUUUAGAGAAGAUAGCAAAAGAGCUCGAUGAAGAGAUAACUUCAAGGAAGAAUGUAGAGUCUGCAGUCAGACAGUUAGAGAGAGAGAAGGCUCUUCUUCAGCAUAAGAAUACGGAAUACCAGAGGAAAGCAGAACAUGAAGCAGAUAAGAAACGCAAUUUGGAAAAUGAGGUUAACAGUUUGAAAGACCAACUUGAAGAUUUAAAAAAGAGGAAUCAGAACUCUCAAAUAUCCAAUGAAAAAAUCAAUCAAUUACAAAGACAGUUGGAUGAAGCCAAUUCUUUGCUGCGGUCAGAGUCUGAUACUGCAGCCAGGUUAAGGAAGAACCAGACAGAAAGCACAAAGCAAAUCCAGCAGCUGGAAAUUAAUAAUAGAGAACUACAAGAUAAGAACUGCCUGCUAGAGAAUGCAAAACUCAAACUGGAGAAGGAGUAUCUCAAUCUUCAGUCAGCUCUAGAAUCAGAAAGGAGAGACCGAAGUCAUGGAUCAGAGAUGAUCAGUGAUUUACAAGGUCGAAUAUCUAGCCUUGAAGAAGAAGUGAAAAAUGGAAAGAGUGCAUUAGCCAAACUGGAAAUGGAGAAAAGACAAUUGCAGGAAAAGCUCACAGAUUUAGAAAAGGAAAAAAGCAACAUGGAAAUAGAUAUGACAUAUAAAUUUAAAGUUAUGCAGCAGAACCUUGAACAAGAAGAAGCUGAACAUAAAGCCACAAAAGCACGAUUAGCAGACAAAAAUAAGAUCUAUGAGUCUAUAGAGGAAGCAAAAUCUGAAGCCAUGAAAGAAAUGGAAAAGAAACUUUUGGAAGAGAGAGCUUUAAAGCAGAAAGUAGAAAAUCGGCUGUUGGAAGCUGAGAAGCAGCGCUCCAUGUUAGACUGUGAUCUCAAACAAUCCCAACAGAAAAUAAAUGAGCUCCUUCGACAGAAGGAUCUACUGAGUGAAGAUGUAAAAAACUUGACGUUAAAAAUAGAGCAAGAAACGCAAAAGCGCUGUCUCACUCAAAAUGACCUCAAGAUGCAAACACAGCAGGUCAACACCUUGAGAAUGUCAGAGAAGCAGUUAAAGCAGGAGAACAACCACCUUCAGGAAAUCAAAUUAAGUCUGGAAAAACAAAACAACGAACUCCGCAAGGAACGUCAAGAUGCAGAUGGACAAAUGAAAGAGCUUCAAGACCAGCUCGAAGCUGAACAAUAUUUCUCAACUCUCUAUAAGACACAAGUUCGAGAACUUAAAGAAGAAUGUGAGGAAAAGACCAAAAUUUGUAAAGAAAUGCAGCAAAAGAUGCAAGAAUUACAGGAUGAGAGAGAUUCUUUGGCUGCUCAGCUAGAGAUUACUUUGACAAAAGCAGAUUCAGAACAACUUGCCCGUUCCAUUGCUGAAGAACAGUACUCUGAUUUGGAAAAAGAGAAGAUUAUGAAAGAGCUGGAGAUUAAAGAGAUGAUGGCGAGGCAUAAACAAGAACUUACUGAGAAAGAUGCCACCAUAGCCUCAUUGGAAGAAGCAAAUAGGACACUAACUAGUGAUGUGGCUAACCUUGCUAAUGAGAAAGAAGAGCUAAACAAUAAACUGAAGGAAGCACAAGAACAAAUUACAAAACUUAAAGAAGAAGAAGCAAAUGUAGGAAAUAUUAAAGCACAAUUUGAGAAACAGUUGUUGAAUGAAAGAACAUUAAAAACCCAGGCUGUGAAUAAAUUGGCUGAAAUCAUGAAUCGGAAGGGUCCAGUCAAACGUGGAGCUGACACUGAUGUACGGCGGAAGGAAAAGGAAAAUAGGAAGCUGCAUAUGGAACUGAAGUCUGAACGAGAAAAGUUAACCCAGAUGAUGAUCAAAUAUCAGAAGGAAAUAAAUGAAAUGCAGGCACAAAUAGCAGAAGAGAGUCAGAUACGAAUUGAACUGCAGAUGACUCUGGACAGCAAAGACAGUGACAUUGAACAGCUUCGUUCCCAGCUGCAGUCACUGCACAUUGGGCUGGACAACAGUAGCAUAGGCAGUGGACCGGGAGAGGCUGAGGCAGAUGAUGGAUUCCCUGAAUCAAGAUUGGAAGGCUGGCUAUCAAUGCCUGUUAGAAAUAACACUAAAAAAUUUGGAUGGGUUAAAAAGUAUGUAAUUGUAAGCAGCAAGAAGAUCCUGUUCUAUGACAGCGAACAAGAUAAAGAACAGUCUAAUCCCCAUAUGGUAUUGGAUAUAGACAAGCUCUUCCAUGUCCGACCAGUCACUCAGACUGAUGUGUACAGAGCAGAUUCCAAGGAAAUUCCUAGGAUAUUCCAGAUCCUAUAUGCUAAUGAAGGAGAGAGCAAAAAGGAACAGGAAUUUCCUGUGGAGCCCAUGGGAGAGAAGUCAAAUUACAUUUGUCACAAAGGACAUGAGUUCAUACCUACUCUUUACCACUUCCCAACGAAUUGUGAAGCUUGUAUGAAGCCCCUGUGGCACAUGUUCAAACCUCCUCCUGCUCUGGAAUGUCGCCGCUGCCAUAUCAAAUGUCACAAAGACCACAUGGAUAAAAAGGAAGAGAUUAUAGCACCUUGCAAAGUGUACUAUGAUAUUUCUACGGCAAAGAAUCUACUACUGUUAGCUAAUUCUACGGAAGAACAGCAAAAAUGGGUGAGCCGACUGGUGAAAAAAAUACCCAAGAAGCCUCCAGCACCAGAUCCCUUUGCUCGAUCUUCGCCCAGAACUUCCAUGAAGGUACAGCCGAACCAGUCCAUCAGACGACCAAGUCGACAGCUCCCUCCAAACAAACCAAGAUUACUUGAUCUGGCAUUUAAGGACUGGGAUUGGUCCUUUGAUGAUGUUGAUGAUAUUGAUGGUGAUGAUGAUGAUGAUGACGAUGUUUUUGAUUUCUGAAGAAGUAUAAGGGCUAACUGCUUUCCGUGAAUGCAGACACAGUCAAGGUGAUAAUUUUCUUCCCAUUACAGCAAGACUGAAACAUAUCCCAAAAUAUAUUAAAAAUAUAUAUUUUCCUGAGAGAUUGUGCUAUAUAUAUCAGAGGUUUACAUUUUUGCUGCAAUAUAAAUUACUAAUCUCUAAGGGUUUUCCUGUAUUCUCCCAAGUGACUGAUCAGUUGAGGAAUGGUUGGUAAAUAGUCAAAGGAUAUGUUAGGUAACCUUUUAAACUCUGUUCCACAAAAGCUUUCUUGGCAAGACACAUACACUACAUUUCAUAAAAGGAUCAAGAGGAAUGAGUAUUGAAAUGGAAGAAACUGACUUUUCAGCUUUCAUAAAGAUGCCACCAGCACGUCUACAAGUAGAACCUGAGGAAGAUCCACCAUAGUGAUAUAGACUGCAUUUGUGAGAAGUGACCAUUAAACUGUGUAUAUAUAUUGUACUGUAAUACUGCAAGAGGGGUUUAAAAAUCUUUCCACUUUAUUUUUUUAUGCUUAUUAAUCAGAUACCGUUACUUAUUGCAGUUGCAACUAUGCACUUGUAUAAAGCCAUAAUGUUGAAGUUUAUAUCAUUCACACACAUCUGUCAGAAGCUGCAUGUCAGUGUUCAGCAGCUAGUAUAGGUUUGAAGUAUAUACUAGUUUCAGCUACAUCAUCAUGGGCAAUCCCCUUUUACCUGUCUAAUUGCCUUAAUUUAAAUUUUUUUCAAGGUUUUUUUGCCCAUUCUUUCUGUUUAAGGAGAAAGAAAGUUUACCAGCUCUUAGGAUGCAGUUUUGCUUUGUGGCAGAAAAAAUAGUGCACUAUUUUUACACCUAUUAAGUAUAUCAGUGUCAACCUAUUUUGAAUGUAUAUCAACUGGUUUUAAGGGUGGAGAAGUGUUGGUUACAGAAACAAUGUCUGAGAGCAUGGGAUUUACCAGACCAUUUGCUUGUACAUGUAACUGCUCAUCCAGCCCUUUUUACAAACCUCAAUACUAGUUAUUGACUUAUAUUAACCCUCAUUAAGUGCUAUGAAACUUCAUUUUGCCUUGUUUUUUACAUACUCUCCUAGAUGUGUUUUGUUGGUUUUUUUUUGUUUUGUUUUGUUUUGUUUUUUUCUGGAAAAUAAAAGAAUCUGUGACUGUUUUUACAUUUCACAACACAAUAUCUGAGGACUGUCACAAACUUUAAGAAAAGUGAAACAUACUGUAGAUGUAUUUUAAAGUUUUAAUCUGGUUCUCUAGCACAUAGCUGUAGGUAUAGGUAAAUAAUUCAGUAGUGUGUUUUGAGAACUGAUAGCUGGGAAGAAAGGGCCUCAGAGGCACUUAUUCUGACUUUUUUUUUUUAACUUGGAGUUGUACAAAAAAUAUAAUAUAUAUGGGCUCAUUCAUGAUGUGUUCAUAAUUAUCCCAGAAAAUGCAUGUUUUAUACAACUACAGUAUGUGAUGUUAAACAUAUUGACAGUAAAAAAUGUAGUCUCCUAUUUGGUCUCUUUAGAUAUAUAUAUAAAUAUAUAUAUAUAUUUAGAAUAUAUAUAUAUAUAAAAAAUAUUGUGUGGGAGUGCAGUAAUUUAAAAUAUGAUCUAACACUUCAAUGAAGGAGGACAUUUCACUUUAAAAUUUUGUUUGUUUGUUUUUGUUUUUUAAAGAGUGUUGAAAUGUUGGAAGGAUAGGACCAUGUUUUAUUUAACACUAUCAUGAAAGGUGGACUUGGAAACACUGAAAUACUGAAAAUUAGUAAAUAUAUUUACAUUUUGUAACCUCUACUGCAGUUCAGCUUAACAAAGCAAGAAUGUAUUUAGUCUUCUAUUUAUGUGCUCACAAAGUAAAAUGUUCUUUGUGAGUUCUUAAAUUCAAAACUAAAACUAUCAUGUCAUUUCUGUUAGGUAUUGUAACCCAGAGCACAACUACAGUGGUUUUUCCCUGCUUGUUUUGAUUUACAGAAGUACGGUAUAUUUUUAGAUAAUGCAGAUUUGCAUAGAGUACAACAUUAAAAAUGUAUACAGUAAAACUGUUUCCAUUCACUGAAUGCAUAAAUAUUUUAUAUAUAUAUAAAAAAAUGUUACAUUGUGGGAAGUUCUAUCCUUUUCUGAAUUGGAGAAUAUUAUAUAUAUAUAUAUAUUUUUAAAUAAACUAUUUGAGUAAGGUAAAAUAGUUCCUGAACUUGAGAAGCUGGUAAUUAAUUGAAAUAUUAAAAUAUAAUGAUAAGUACUGCAGCAGAUCUGGAAAGGGUGAGGGCUGCUCCAAAGACAGUCCAGCAAAGCCUGUUUGUACAGAGGAAGAGCAGACUCUGAGGGAGCUGUUUGGCAGCUCCUCCUCUGCUGGGGCUGGAUCUUUUGCACUUUCUCUCGCUGGUUUGCCCUCAUUUUCUGCGAAUCCACAGGGCCCUGCUAAACCUGGCAUUUUAGGAAAUGUACUAUAUUAUAGUAUUUGCUAGCCACAGUGUAUAAAUUCCAUGCUUGUACAAGUUAGCUGUUGGUACAGCAGGCUGCACUGAGAUGCAGUCGUGGAGCAGGACGGGCCUCGGGCAGCGCUGGGCUCCUGUGCUCUGACCUCUGCUCAGAGCAGAGCUACCCUGGCACAGCUUCCUCGGGGCCGGUGCUCGGAGGUGCACCAACCUCGCUUUGUACCCAGGACACAAAAAGCAGAGCUGCUCUUCUGUCCUUCUCCCUUAUCCUGCUGUGAAAUGCAAACACCUCUUUAAUGCUAGUUCCUGGAGUUUGUGUUGUUUCCUUAUUGUCUAGUGGUGACCUUUUAAUAUUAUUGAGAGAAGGGCAUGUUCAUGAACUAAGGAGUAUUUGUCUUGAAAGUCACUGAUGUUACAAUAUUUUCUUUUUGUUACAGGCUUGUCCUAAGUAAACAGAACGUUUUUAUGGCCUGAAUGACUUACUUAUAGAAAAUUCUCUCAUUGCAAGUCCUUAGUAAACAAAUGGUAUAGCCAAGCUGCAUAUUAUUCUUCUGGAAAAACCAGAGGUCAAACUUGGAGCCAGAAGCUCAAGGCACUUGUUCGAAAGUUGCUCCUUAGUUCCCAAUCCAAGAGCUCACCAGUACAGAAAGACAGGCAGACCCCAUUGGAAUUACCUUGUCAGGUAUCAGAAAGACCUUUCUGCAAGAUUUCCACUUCUGUCCUAGUUGUGUGCUGCAAUUCCCUACCACUUUUGGUCCCUGCCAAAGUGCAGCCCCCCCACCGCAGCACUGCCAGCAAUUCAGCACCGAAUCUGCUUUUAACUAGAGGAAAGCUGUGGUGGUUCUCGUGCUUCUGAGCAUGGCUGAUGCUGUAACCAAAAACAUGUCAUAGCAUCACAGUAGGAUGUAGGACUUGGAAACAUGCGAGGCUCAAGGAUUUUAGCAGUGAUAGGGACCAAAUUUAAAACAUCACUGAAAUUUUGCUGCAGGUGUCUAAAUCUCUUACUGCGUCUUGAAAACACUGAACCACCUACUUUUUGACAGGCAUUCAGUGGCUCUCUGAAGGCACCAAGGCCAGGAAAGCUGCCACUGAAAUUAUGUGCUUUUUCUCUUUAGUUUCUUUUUUGUUUCUAAUGUCAAGCAAUCAUUAGAAAUGUGAGACUUUCUGUGUGUAAUCUUACAAUGUAUUAGUUUCCCAUCUAGCUUUGAGAGAAACAUCCUUAGAAGAGAAUUAUAUAUUUUGUUCCCAAGUGCCUUUACCCAUCCUGUACUUGUGAGGUUGUAUUUGGGAUGCUGCUGUGAAAAGAGGGAACUUACAUGAAAACAAACUUCUUACCUGCAUUGCUUGUACAAACCCUUAAUCACCUUCUUAUUCUGUUUUUGAGGCAGAAGAGCAAACAGUACAAGGUCCAGUUCAGUGAACUGGAGUAUUUCAGUCUCUUCCACCUUCCUGGAUAGUUUGCCUUGACAUUCAUGUUAAAAUAAUGAUUUAUUUUUUCAUGUAAUCAUAGAAUAUAUCAAGUUGGAAGGGACCUAUAAGGAUCAUCGAGUCCAACUCUCUGCUCCUCACAGAACUACCUAAAAUUAAACCAUAUGAAUAAAAGCAUGAUCUAGAC
Molecule: messenger RNA, 8418 nt
Organism: Lonchura striata (white-rumped munia)
Lineage: Eukaryota; Metazoa; Chordata; Aves; Passeriformes; Estrildidae
Source: RefSeq, a predicted model, not a curated record